CAAAACUAUAAUUGGCAAUAAAAAGCAAUAAAAAAUUUUUGAAAGAGAGAAAAAAUGGUGAAUGAAAAAUGAGAUGACAGAAUUUGAAAGGUGAAACCCAGUUAAAGACAUCCCAACAAAUUCUUUUCCCUCGGAAGCAUUUUUCUAUGCUGCAUAAAGCUUGAUUUGUAACUGAAGGAGAUGAGGGAGAGAAAGAAAUUGAGCACAUAAUAAUCACAGACACAGUCUGUUACAGAAAAAAAGCAGAAAAAAGAAACGAGGUUGGGGAAAAUAAACUUGUGCAGUUAAUUAUGAUUGCUUGCUUAACCGUCCUGUUUUCUUAGCUUUUUCCCUCUCUCUUUCUUUCUUCUGUGCCUCGUCCUUUGAUUGAUCGGUAGAUGGGGUAGCAGUAGCACGACAGUUUACCAUUCUUUCAGACUGUGAAAAACAGAGCAAGAGAGAGAGAGAGAGAGAAAAGAGAGACCCUUUUUCCCCUGUUCCUAUUUUCUCCUCUUCUUCUUUGGCUUCUUUUGUUGUUCUUCAAUUUUUGGCAUUUUAGACUGAGACCCAUUUUUUCAAUUUGUAUGACGCUUUACGAAGAGAAACCAGGGGAGUCUCACAAAGGUUUGGAAGGUGAGGAUCUGUAUGAGGAGCUGUGGAAGGCAUGUGCAGGACCUCUUGUUGAAGUUCCUAUCGAUGGAGAAAGGGUUUUUUACUUCCCGCAGAGUCAUAUGGAACAAUUGGAAGAGUCCACAAAUCAGGAGCUUAAUCACCAAAUCUCUCAUUUUGAUCUCCCUCCCAAGAUCCUAUGUCGUGUUGUUAACAUUCGUUUGCUGGCUGAAAAGGAUUCGGAUGAAGUCUAUGCUCAAAUCACUUUAUACCCAGAGGCUGAUGUAUGCAUAUAUUUUUACUUCUUAGCGUUAAUCCUUCUUCUGUUCCUCUUCCUUCUUAGCCAUCCAUCCACCCAUCCUACAAUCCCAUUUUCUGAAACUUCCUAACACCUUACACCCCUCUUCUCUUCAAUAUAUAUAUAAACUCAAACCAACCUCCUCCUUUUCCCAAAUCAGGAUACUCCAAGAUUGAAGUGGGUGGGGGCUUCUAUUUAUUUAUUUUUAGGUCACCCCUGAUAUAUCCCAUUCCAUUGAUAUACAACUCAUAAACUAGUACAUUGAAAGAAGUGUAUACACAUUCAUGAAUAUAUGUUCGGUUGAACAAUAAACUCAGAGAUAAUACAGCAA
Molecule: messenger RNA, 1217 nt
Organism: Cucumis melo (muskmelon)
Lineage: Eukaryota; Viridiplantae; Streptophyta; Magnoliopsida; Cucurbitales; Cucurbitaceae
Product: auxin response factor 11-like
Exons: 4
Coding region: 564-977 (137 amino acids)
Biological process (GO): response to hormone; regulation of DNA-templated transcription
Molecular function (GO): DNA binding
Source: RefSeq, a predicted model, not a curated record